UUCUUUUUCUAUUAGAAACGACAGCCUGGCCGAUUUGUCUUUAUAUCGUCAAACUCAAAACACUCGUUUCUGUUGUCGAAUUCGUGUUGUUAGCGAGUUUGGUGUAGCAGCGCAACAGGAGUUCCUGUCUUAAAGGGUCUUUAGUUUUUUACGUUUCGGUAGUUAACGCAUAGAAUAGUCAUGAGUGCCAUACGGGCGAAAGCCUUUCGAGCCAUAAUUCUUGGUGCUCCAGCAUCGGGAAAAGGAACGAUAUCUUCGCGAAUCGUUCGCGAUUUCAAGAUGAAGCACUUGUCUGGCGGCGACUUGUUACGAUCACAAAUUAGCGCCAAAACUGAUGUUGGGUUAUUGGCAAAAACAUUUAUGGACAAGGGUUCUCUUGUUCCAGAUGAUGUUAUGUCUACCCUAAUCAUUAAUGAACUUGCACUCAUAAAGCAACAUAGUUGGCUGCUUGAUGGAUUUCCACGAACCUUGAAACAGGCUGAAAUACUUCACCAACAGGAACAUGCUGAUGUUGUGAUAAGUCUGGAUGUACCUGAGGAAGAAAUUGUGCAAAGAGUUGCUGGUCGUUGGACCCACAUAUCUAGUGGAAGAGUUUACAACACAGAAUUUAACCCUCCUAAAGUUCCUGGUGUUGAUGAUGUAACUGGUGAAAAAUUGAUCCAAAGAGAUGAUGACAAACCUGAAGCUGUGAGAAAAAGGUUGCAAACAUAUGAAGCCAAUAUUAAGCCAAUAUUGGACUAUUACAAUCAUCAUGGUGUACUAAAGCUGUUUGAGGGAAGGUUUACCAAUGAAAUAUGGCCUAAAGUGCAUGAGUUUUUGUCAGAAAAGAUCCCGCCGAAAUCUAAUUGAUUUAUGCAUGCGGAUUUGGAUGCCUUGUUAUACCACUCAGCACUUGGUUCAAUUUUGAUAUUCUAAUGAGAAUGUUAUAUUAGUGGAAAGAGAAAAGUUUAUGUUUAACAAUUUCAACAUUCCUGUUCAGAAAUUCAUUGUUCUAGCAAAGUUCGCGUCGAUUUUUGUUCUGCUUGUAUUUAGCUAGUCCUGGAAAGGGAUAUUAUAUUCAAUUAAGCAUAAAGGUGCUGUUUUCAUUAGUUUGUCAACAAAUAAGUGAAAAUAUGAAAGGGAAACUUUUAAAAAGUCACAUAAGAUCAGCUAACUGAUAGCAAAUUGCUUCCAUGUUCUCAUUGAUCUUAUCCUGAACUGUAGCUAAUUCUUUCUUCAAGUAAUGCACUUCACGGAUAAGAAUGUCAUUUUCAGCUUCUUCCUUAACAUGACGCAUGUCUUGCAAUUCCUGUUUUGCCAAUUGCAAUCUAGCCAUCUAUAACACAAUCCUCAAUUAGUUUGGAAAUUUAACAAGAAAUAAACUACUAACCAAUUCUA
Daphnia magna is the source of this 1377-nucleotide messenger RNA. It is a transcript of the gene Ak3, whose product is annotated as GTP:AMP phosphotransferase AK3, mitochondrial. Gene Ontology annotation, molecular function: AMP kinase activity; ATP binding. Gene Ontology annotation, biological process: nucleobase-containing compound metabolic process. The coding region runs from base 181 to 849 and encodes 222 amino acids. Gene Ontology annotation, cellular component: mitochondrion; cytoplasm. The transcript has 6 exons. NCBI's taxonomy places the organism in Eukaryota, Metazoa, Arthropoda, Branchiopoda, Diplostraca, Daphniidae. The record is from RefSeq and is a predicted model, not a curated record.